UAGCAGUAGUAAGUAGUAACUAAGUAACAUAGUAACAUAGAGUAGUUGCUGAAGUAAGCAACAAUGGAGAGAAGGAUUGGUUAUGAGAUCUUGGUGGUGGUGGUUUUGGUGACCCUUUUGAAUCUCUCAUUGAAUUGUGUUCCUGCUUCAGCCAACUUUGGUAAUGAGGUGGACCAACACAGAAGAAGCCUUCUUGCUAAUGGCCUUGGAACAACUCCUCCUAUGGGAUGGAACAGUUGGAAUCACUUCAACUGUCAAAUUAAUGAAAAAAUCAUCCGGGAAACUGCCGAUGCGCUUGUUUCGACUGGUCUUUCAAAGCUUGGAUACACUUUUGUAAACAUAGAUGAUUGCUGGGCCGAGCUACACCGUGAUGAUAAGGGCGAUUUGGUAGCAAAGAAAUCUACAUUCCCUUCUGGAAUCAAAGCUCUUGCAGAUUAUGUUCAUAGCAAGGGUCUUAAGCUCGGAAUUUAUUCGGAUGCAGGGUAUUUCACUUGUAGCAAACAGAUGCCUGGUUCACUUGGUCAUGAGUUUCAAGAUGCCAAGACUUUUGCAUCAUGGGGUAUUGAUUAUUUGAAGUAUGACAAUUGUAACAAUGAUGGAUCAAAACCAACUGUUAGAUAUCCUGUUAUGACUCGAGCAUUAAUGAACGCUGGUCGUCCAAUCUUCUUCUCUUUAUGUGAAUGGGGCGACAUGCAUCCGGCUUUGUGGGGCGCUCGAGUCGGAAAUAGCUGGAGAACUACAAAUGACAUAAAUGAUUCAUGGGAUAGUAUGAUUUCAAGGGCUGAUAUGAAUGAAGUUUAUGCUGAUCUCGCAAAACCGGGCGGUUGGAAUGAUCCUGAUAUGCUUGAGGUGGGAAAUGGAGGAAUGACAAAAGAUGAAUACAUUGUUCAUUUCAGUUUGUGGGCCAUUUCCAAGGCUCCUCUUCUUCUCGGUUGCGACGUUCGAAACAUGUCUAAAGAGAUUGUGGAGAUAAUCACAAACAAAGAAGUUAUUGCAGUUAACCAAGAUUCGCUUGGUGUACAAGCUAAGAAGGUUAGGAUGGAAGGUGAUCAAGAGAUAUGGGCAGGUCCUCUUUCAGGGUAUAAGGUAGCUGUUGUGUUGCUUAAUAGAGGGCCUCUGCGCAAUGCCAUCACAGCCAAUUGGGAUGACAUUGGCAUUCCCCAAAACAGUGUUGUUCAAGCAAGAGACCUUUGGGAGCACCAGACAUUGAAGAAACUAUUCGUGAAUAAAUUGAGUGCUACAGUGGAUCCACAUUCUUGUAAAAUGUAUGUCUUGAAGCCAGUAGCUUGACUUCUCAAACCACCCACAAACUAAGCUAAGGACUGCACCUUCUGGAGUUUACCUUAUUGGAACAACUUUCUUUUCUUCCAAAUAAAAAGAAAAAGGGAUUGAAUGUUUAAACUCAAUAAACAUUCUUCUUCUCGGUUUGUUCUAAUUGAGGUGUUCUAUCUUAUUUUAUUUUAGCUCCUAGCUUUGUAAAGAUACUAUAAAUUUUAGAGAAAAGUGACAAAUAAGUCCUAAAAUUUAUAUU
This is a messenger RNA of Arachis stenosperma, 1531 nucleotides long. Its product is annotated as alpha-galactosidase 1-like. The coding region runs from base 64 to 1290 and encodes 408 amino acids. Gene Ontology annotation, molecular function: hydrolase activity, hydrolyzing O-glycosyl compounds. Gene Ontology annotation, biological process: carbohydrate metabolic process. NCBI's taxonomy places the organism in Eukaryota, Viridiplantae, Streptophyta, Magnoliopsida, Fabales, Fabaceae. The transcript has 15 exons. The record is from RefSeq and is a predicted model, not a curated record.